CGAGAGGCCCUGCCGUUUCUUCCAAGCCGGGCGAGGGCCAUGGUGCCGGUGCUUCCGCGGCUGUAUCUGAGCGGCACCGAUCUUGGCCCGGCAGGCGGUUCCGGAGAGCCCGCCGUCACGGCCCUGCUGCUGGUGGACUCGGAGCCGCCCGGAGCCGCUGCGCUUGCGGGCUUUGAGAGCGCGUUAUUUGUCCAGGCGCUGGACCGACCGCAGAGCGAUCUGCUGAGCCGCUUGGACGACUGCGCGGCUUUUCUUAGCCAGGCCCGAGAGCGCGGCGGAAGCGCCCUGGUGCGCUGUCAUGCUGGAGUUAGCCGAAGCGUUGCUAUUGUGACUGCCUAUUUAAUGAAAACUAAUAAUCUUCCUUUUCAAGAGGCCUAUGCCUUUGUCCAGGCCAUCAAACCUGAUGCUAGGAUGAAUGAAGGCUUUGAGUGGCAGCUGAAACUCUAUGAAAAAAUGGGCUGUAAGGUUGAUGUAAACAGUACCAUUUAUAAGCAGUAUCGUUUGAAAAAUAUUACAGAGAACUGUUCUGAGAUGGAAGAUCUGCCUGGUAAUGUCUUUGCAGUUGAUCCAAACACAGUACAUCAAAUUCCAAACCAUGACGUUCUUUACAGGUGUAGGAAAUGCAGGCGUCUGCUGUUUCGAAGUUCAAGCAUUUUGCCCCAUGAUGAAGGCAAAGGACCUGCAGCAUUUGCUCACAAAAAAAUUUCAGAGCCUAGAUCUUUUGGCCAUAGAGGUCAAACAAACUGUACUUCUUACUUCAUUGAGCCAGUCCAGUGGAUGGAGGCGGCACUGUUAGGAGUGUUGGAAGGACAGCUCCUGUGCCCAAAAUGUACAUCAAAGUUGGGCUCUUUUCACUGGGAUGGUGAGCAGUGCUCCUGUGGUCAUUGGGUGACUCCUGCCUUCCAGAUUCACAAGAAUCGCGUAGAUGAAGUGAAAAAGUUGCCCAAUGUGGAACCGCAGACUGUGAGAAAGUGAACUUGGUUUGUAUUAGGGCAACUCCAUAUAACUGGCACAGAGAUACACAUUUUAAUUAAUGCUUGGUCUUACGCAGUAUUUUUUUUUAACUUUAUAAUAAUACUAGGCAAAAUAUUCAGCAGAGCUAAUUGGACACCACGGUGGAACAUUUCUUGAAAGUUUUAAUUUCUUAAGACUGAACAGUAAAGAAAUGUUUGGUCACACUAGGGCAUAUUUGCACAACAUGACUGCUCUGACCAAGGUUAGCUGCAAAUGCAUCCAGAGGUUCUUCCUUCUGAAAAAUUCAGCUGUGUUGUAUGCAUGAACGAUAUCUUCCCAAUAAAAAUAUUCCUGGAA
Candoia aspera is the source of this 1311-nucleotide messenger RNA. RefSeq names its product dual specificity phosphatase 12 (gene DUSP12). Gene Ontology annotation, molecular function: protein tyrosine/serine/threonine phosphatase activity. The record is from RefSeq and is a predicted model, not a curated record. NCBI's taxonomy places the organism in Eukaryota, Metazoa, Chordata, Lepidosauria, Squamata, Candoiidae. Gene Ontology annotation, cellular component: nucleus. The transcript has 6 exons. Bases 40 to 975 code for a protein of 311 amino acids. Gene Ontology annotation, biological process: protein dephosphorylation.